This is a messenger RNA of Pelecanus crispus (Dalmatian pelican), 1575 nucleotides long. NCBI's taxonomy places the organism in Eukaryota, Metazoa, Chordata, Aves, Pelecaniformes, Pelecanidae. The record is from RefSeq and is a predicted model, not a curated record.
AUGGCACAGAGAUCUGGACAGGAAGAUCCAGAGAGAUACCUCUUCGUGGAUAGGGCUGUGAUCUAUAACCCUGCCACCCAGGCUGAUUGGACUGCUAAAAAGUUGGUGUGGAUUCCUUCAGAGCGCCAUGGUUUUGAGGCAGCCAGCAUCAAGGAGGAAAAAGGGGAUGAAGUGUUGGUCGAACUGGCAGAGAAUGGAAAGAAAGCACUAGUCAAUAAAGAUGAUAUUCAGAAGAUGAAUCCUCCCAAGUUCUCUAAAGUGGAAGACAUGGCAGAAUUAACCUGUUUAAAUGAAGCCUCUGUAUUGCAUAAUUUAAAGGAUCGGUAUUACUCUGGGCUCAUCUAUACCUAUUCAGGGCUGUUCUGUGUAGUUAUAAAUCCUUACAAGAACCUCCCGAUUUAUUCAGAAAACAUUAUUGAGAUGUACAGAGGGAAGAAGCGCCAUGAAAUGCCACCGCACAUUUAUGCAAUAUCUGAAUCUGCAUAUAGAUGCAUGCUACAAGACCGUGAGGACCAAUCAAUUCUCUGCACAGGUGAAUCUGGUGCCGGGAAGACUGAAAACACUAAGAAGGUUAUUCAAUACCUUGCUCAUGUUGCUUCCUCCCAUAAAGGAAGAAAGGACCAUAAUAUUCCUGGGGAGCUGGAGCGUCAGCUUCUUCAGGCGAAUCCCAUUCUGGAAUCCUUCGGGAAUGCAAAGACAGUGAAAAAUGACAACUCCUCCCGCUUUGGCAAGUUCAUUAGGAUUAACUUUGAUGUUACUGGUUAUAUUGUUGGGGCCAACAUUGAAACGUACUUGUUGGAAAAGUCUCGUGCUGUUCGUCAGGCUAAAGAUGAGCGGACAUUUCAUAUCUUCUAUCAACUACUAGCUGGAGCAGGAGAACACCUGAAGUCUGACUUGCUGCUUGAAGGAUUUAACAAUUACAGAUUUCUGUCUAAUGGCUACAUCCCCAUUCCUGGGCAACAAGACAAGGAUAACUUUCAGGAGACUAUGGAAGCCAUGCAUAUCAUGGGAUUUUCGCAUGAUGAGAUCUUGUCAAUGCUGAAAGUGGUGUCUUCAGUGCUACAAUUUGGAAAUAUUUCCUUUAAGAAGGAGAGAAAUACUGAUCAAGCUUCUAUGCCAGAGAAUACUGUUGCACAGAAACUCUGCCACCUACUGGGGAUGAACGUAAUGGAGUUCACCCGGGCCAUACUGACACCACGCAUCAAAGUUGGCAGAGACUAUGUUCAGAAAGCCCAGACCAAAGAACAAGCAGACUUUGCAGUGGAAGCUUUGGCAAAGGCCACCUAUGAACGCCUCUUCCGCUGGCUUGUUCACCGCAUUAAUAAAGCUUUGGACAGGACCAAACGACAGGGAGCGUCUUUUAUUGGAAUUCUGGAUAUCGCUGGAUUUGAAAUCUUUGAGUUGAACUCCUUUGAGCAGCUCUGCAUUAACUACACCAAUGAGAAGCUUCAACAGUUGUUUAACCACACAAUGUUUAUCCUGGAGCAAGAGGAGUACCAACGAGAGGGUAUAGAGUGGAAUUUCAUUGACUUUGGACUGGAUCUGCAGCCUUGCAUUGACUUAAUCGAAAGACCU